AUGGCGACUUACGCUGUCCAGGGUUCAAUCGAAGACGACAUAUAUCUUGGCUUCUGGAAUAACAGGUCUUUCAACAGGGUACAAGGAGCAACCCUGACCUUGGAUCGCGAACGUGGAGGGUUACUCAUUGCGUUUCUGGCGUUGUUCGUAAGCACAAGCGGCCGCAGCUUCUGGAAAACCACUCGGUGCUUUCUGCACUUCAUAUGCUCCUCACGAGAAGGCUCCGAUGGCAUUCAGAUUCAGCGGCAGGCCAUACUACGAAACACGCCAUUGCCACUUGAUGCAGCUUUCGAAUUCAUUGGAAUUUGUCGUGCAUGGUUUCGGCGGGGAGAUGCUGUACUCCGAAGAACUCUUUAUCUUGCAUCUUUAGCCUUGCUAUUGGCUAUCACAUUCAUCGUCGCCGGUAUCUUCUCUUCGAGAGUGUCCAACGGCUUAGCAAACGAGACACUCAUCAUUGGAAGAGAAUGCAACAUGGAUCUUCCUGGGCGCUCGUACACGGACGACUGGACAAAUGAGCAAUAUAUAUCUCCUUUUCUGAAUCGGAAGGCCGCCGAACACCUGGCAUACGCCCUGCAAUGCUAUCAAGAACAGGAGUCGUCUCAGUCAGACAGCUGCAAAGUGUUGACAGUUCCAAGCUUGCCAUAUGUCCUGGACAACAAUGCUUCGUGCCCUUUCGCAGCAGAAAUGUGCAAAAUGCCCUUCGGCAAUCUUAUGUUCGACACUGGAGCACUUGAUAGCUACAAGGAUUUUGGGCUCAACAAAGGCCCACCUGUAACACUUCAGAUAAAGGAGCAUUGCGCCCCGUUGACUACUAGCGGCUAUACGAGUAACUACGUUGAUCCAGACCGGUCUAAUAUUAAUUUCACCAGGUACCAUUUUGGAGCCGCAUUCAAGCAGAAUUACUCUUUCGAGGUCGCUGUCAACGCGACAACAGGACGCUUGGAUACUGUAGGCGAUUACCAAGUUUUUCCAGUGCAACAGCUUUCCAAAUCUACACCCUACAUACCUCAACUCGCUGCACCAGGAGCCAAGACACUAACGACCUUAUUCUUUCUGGUGUCAUCAAGUAUCAUGUAUUUGAACCAAACACAAGACCCAUGGUUCUCUGCAACUACGAAAUUGUCUUACCCAAACAGCACUGUUGAAUGGUACAUACCAGAUGAGCCGGCCACCGUCUUGGGCUGCGUGUCAGAUCGCAUCUACUGCAACCCUAGAGUCCCCUCUUCGAUUGGUUGCAUCAACUUAUUCACUUCUACGGAAGAUGACUUCCGAAGAGCAUGGCCUGAUGCACGAGAUCGAUUGGCGCUUCGCCCACUGUCGGUUUCUAUUCAACAGGCUGGUGCUGCAGGCUUGAGUCCAUACUUUCAAGCUAAAAGUGUGCCGACACUACUGUCAAGGCAGACCUUGCUCCCUAUUUCCGGGUCGUUUUCAAGAUUCACAACGGUCCAAACGAAAGCAUUGCCUCCCACCCAGUGGCAGAAAGAGAUAGAAUACCUCGGUCAAACUACGUUGGCUGCAAUGCAACAUUUCAUCGUCGAUUAUGCACGAGGAGCCUGGCUUGGAGGAGGCUCAUCCUGCGACAAGGAGCCUUGCCGCAGGUCGUGUUACAGCCAGAAAGUCCGAAGCUCGAGACAUUACUCAUUCAGCAUUCUCGGUGUAGGCCUUAUACUCGCAAUAGGCGGGACUUUCAUGGUUGCAGCAAUGCUUCUGGAGCCGAUACUUGCAGGUUUGUUUAAGCUGCGGUGGUUUCGAAGAAACGCAAGGUUGUCUUACGCCUAUGCGGAAUGGCAGGCUGGUUCGACACUCCAACUUCAACGACUAGCGCAUGAGAGCUUGGGCUUGGGCAGUUGGUCAAACGCAACAGGGUCAGUGCCUGUCACAGCGCCGGGAGACGCGCUCGCUGUACUCGACGCAAGUGAUCGUGGCCACCCGCGUCUUGUAUCUCCUUCGACCGAGCUGGCAAAAGUCGACUAUGCCGAAGAGUCUAUCGGGAAGAGACCAUCGACCGGCUACGCAAAGGUCUCGAGCACUGAGCAAUUCUGA
Molecule: messenger RNA, 2043 nt
Organism: Ascochyta rabiei
Lineage: Eukaryota; Fungi; Ascomycota; Dothideomycetes; Pleosporales; Didymellaceae
Exons: 4
Coding region: 1-2043 (680 amino acids)
Source: RefSeq, a predicted model, not a curated record